This is a messenger RNA of Plasmodium cynomolgi strain B, 1512 nucleotides long. RefSeq lists its product as hypothetical. Lineage: Eukaryota; Apicomplexa; Aconoidasida; Haemosporida; Plasmodiidae. The record is from RefSeq and is a predicted model, not a curated record. The transcript has 2 exons. The coding region runs from base 1 to 1512 and encodes 503 amino acids.
AUGAGUGACGAUCUGUGCCCAAGCGUGGGCUCAUCCGUGGACAGCACGCUGUUCAACGAGAACGAAGAGAUCACAGAAAAGGAAACAACAGACGAAGGCGCAGCAGCUGCCUGGGUCCCCCCAGAGAAUGAGAGGGACCAAAUUAGUAAACAUGAAGAGGCUCCUCAAAAGGGAGAUCCAUAUGUGGGAUUCCCAUCAAGGAUGAACCUACUCCAACUGAAGCAGAAAAUAGAACGUCAACGAUUAACUCUCUCAGAUGUGAAGGACUACCAGACGAAUGCCAUGCUACUUAGCGAGAUGAAGAAAAUAAGGCAGCUAUCUUUUAGCGAUGGAGCAGUUGUAAAAACUAGUGGAAUGGGUUCGUUGCAUGUGCAGGGAAGCGGAAUGGGCGAUCAUGAUUCUUAUUCGAAAUUGGCGUUAAGGGAGGAGGAAACGAUUUGGCACACUCCAAAUAGGGAAGACAAAAAUGACUGCACUAAGGGAGGAAGCAUUAUUGAGCAACUUUUGAUGAGCAGCGACUUCCGUAGCUCCCUGAGUUCCAAGGGGGCGCAUGGAGAGCCUCUGAGUGACUCGUUCACCGUGUCGUUGGAUAGUGGACCUAACGGGGGUAGGCCUAACAAGCUGAGCAGUGGAGAUGAUACUACAAAAAUGAACAGCCCCGAUUGUAACGUUCAUGUAGAAGCGGAUGGAGUGGAGAAGACGCAAAACUUUCUUUAUUCAAUCCGUUCGGUCGGAGAUUUGGCGUCCCCCUCGAGUGGUGAGUUCGACGUGAGUGAUGGGGUACCACUGGGCAGUGAGGGGAGCCAAUGUGGGGAAGCCAGCCGAGGUAGGGAAGCCACUCAAUGUGGGGAAACCAGCCAAGGUAGGGAAGCCAGCCGAGGUAGGGAAGCCACUCAAUGUGGGGAAGUCAGCCAAGGUAGGCACCCCUGCAAAGGUAUGGGAAUAAGUCGGAUAGACUCGCAAUACUUCACGGGAGAGCUUAUCGGAGAGGGUAACGGCGGGGAGAGCCUCCCUGAUGGCGCGUUGCCGCAAAGGGGAAAGGACGCAGGAGGAUCUGCGAACCACCCCAUAGUUACAAAGAGGCAUUCAAGGGGUGAAAAAACGGAUCAUGAUCUCGUAGAAGUUGUAAUCCGGUUGUCCAAAUUAAAAAUUGAAGAAAGAUUUAAAAAGAAGCUGCAUCCUUUUGACGAGUUUUGUCUGUCUAUUUGUGUUCCCAUUUCGUAUGAUGGGGGGUCUGACGGAAUGGAGGAAGAACAACGUGCACGGAGCGCUAGUGUAAAUGAUCUGAUUACAUGCAGGAUGCGGUCAAUGGAUGAAGAGAUGGAUAUGCCCUUUUUAGAAAGGAUAGAUAUGGAGGGGGAAAAAAGCACACAAAAAGUAACAAAUGUGGCAAAUAUGGAAAUCACACAAAAGGUAACAAACGCGGCAAAUGUGGAAUGCACACAAAAGGGAGGAAUCAAGGAAAGACCCAUGGACAGGACGCUUCCAUCACGUACGAUAAUUUUUGCCUAA